AAAAAAACCGUCUUUUUUUUUUCUUUUUUCUUUUUUUCCCUUUCCUGCUCCCACUUCCCACCAAAAGCAGGGAAAGAAUUUCAAAGAGAUCUCACGAAUCCGAAUGGCUCGAAGCUAAUCAAAAUCCCAACAGAUAAAACGAUAAAGGGCCCAAUUACGUGACAAGAAAACGUCACUUGCUAUAGAAGUUGGGGAGAACACACGGAGGUUGAGUUUCAAGGCCAUGGGGUCUCGCUUACAGAUUCAAGGGGACGAGUCAGUUCUUUUACGCAUUACACAUUCCAACCUCAAGAGCUUCUCUACUGAUGUUCGCUUUUCUCUUCAGUUGACAGUCAAAGCCGUGAAGGAAAAGAUGUGGAAAAAAUGUGGUACUUCUGUUAAUUCAAUGGGACUUGAGCUAUAUGAUGACAUGGGUGCCAAAAUUUCAGAAUUAAGUGAUAACUCGAGGCCUCUUGGUUUUUAUUCUCCACAGGACGGGUAUCGAUUGCAUGUUAUUGAUUUCGAUCCAUCAUCAGUUACCUCUGGCGGCUGGCUAGAAGACACGUCACUUGUAGAGAAAUACAAAAUAUCUGAAGAAGCCUACGAUAAACUUGAUGGAGAAUUUGGGAGCCUUUGCGAAACAUCUACCAAGUUUCUGCUUUAGCUGUGGUGUUUUUGAUAUGUGUAUGUGGUGAACCGUCAAGAAUCCUGGCUGCAAAUGCUGUAGGUUUGAUAUCUGUUUUUGUCGUCACGGGUCUAUUUUUGUCUUGCUUGUUACUUGGUUUUGAGGAGCAUUUAGGAAAAAUUUUGCAGCCCCUAAUAGUGAAAUAUUUGGCUUCAAGCUGCAAUCUUUCUUCUUGUUAAUACGGACCAGCAUCUACGCAUACAUUGUUGCUGCUGCCCUCUCAACAGCCUCAUUCCAUUUAUGUCAU
This is a messenger RNA of Rhododendron vialii, 911 nucleotides long. RefSeq names its product tubulin-folding cofactor B-like. Gene Ontology annotation, biological process: tubulin complex assembly; cytoplasmic microtubule organization; post-chaperonin tubulin folding pathway. Lineage: Eukaryota; Viridiplantae; Streptophyta; Magnoliopsida; Ericales; Ericaceae. Bases 224 to 643 code for a protein of 139 amino acids. Gene Ontology annotation, molecular function: alpha-tubulin binding; microtubule plus-end binding. Gene Ontology annotation, cellular component: cytoplasm; nucleus; microtubule plus-end. The record is from RefSeq and is a predicted model, not a curated record. The transcript is spliced from 5 exons.